Molecule: messenger RNA, 2035 nt
Organism: Pogona vitticeps (central bearded dragon)
Lineage: Eukaryota; Metazoa; Chordata; Lepidosauria; Squamata; Agamidae
Source: RefSeq, a predicted model, not a curated record
GAUGCCAGGAUCCUGGACAACAGCCGCUCUGGAGCUUCCUGGUUCCCUGCAGGCUGGGUGCAGAACAGGUGUCUGGGGAGACGGGAACCCCUCUGCCCCAGAUACAGGAAAGAUCAUGGAGCCGAGCUGCUCCCCUCUUCUGGAUGUCCUCUUCGAAGGCCAGGAUGAAAAUGUCUCCACCACCGAUCCCAAACUCAGCUGCCCGCUUCAAGACCACGCUUACGGAUGCGCCUACGAGACCUGGCCGGCCGGCAUGGUGCAGGACCCAGACGAUGGUGGCGCCGAGGAUUUCUUGCAGUUGUUGAUCCACCCCCCGGACCUCUACGAUUCACAGGGUCCGACUGCCUCUCCCAAGAGUGACAGCGGGAUCUCUGAGGAUCCUUGUGCUGACACACCGCUGCCCCACGAAUCGGGGGCCCCAGAUCCAUCCCCCACCGUCAUCUAUGAAGUGAUCUGUGACAUGGGCUUUGUGAAGGAAGCCGAAACACUAGAGCCGGCCUUCUCAAGCCCCCUUGAGAACUGGCCACCCCAAACCAUGCUCCCCGAAACCUGUGUUAUGAACGAACUGUCUCCCAGCCUCUCCGAGAACGGAGCCCACGCCGUGGAAAUCCCCAGAGACCAGGAUGCAUCGGAGCAGCUGCACCUGACGGGCUUCUACCUGACAGAUGAGGAGAAGCGGCUCCUGAGCCAAGAGGGCGUCUCGCUGUGCAGUGGCCUGCCCCUCACGAAGGUGGAGGAAAGGAUCCUGAAGAAAGUUCGGAGGAAAAUCCGGAACAAACAAUCUGCUCAGGACAGCCGCCGACGCAAGAAAGAGUACAUCGAUGGGCUGGAGAGCCGGGUGGCUGCAUGUUCGGCUCAAAACCAGGAGCUGAGGAAGAAAGUCCAUGAACUGGAAGUACACCACGUAUCGCUUCUGGACCAGCUGCAAAGUCUUCAGAAACUCAUCAAACAGACCUCCACCAAGGCCGUCCAGACCAGCUCCUGCCUCUUGAUCCUCGUCGUCUCCCUCGGGCUCUUCAUCCUGCCGAGUUGUACCUCCCUGCUGGGCGGGAGCCGGAUCCACCAGGAGGGCUACCAACCCUCUAGAGUGAUUUCUCGGAACAUCCUGAACCAAGGGGGCCUUUCCGAUCCGGAGGAGCCCAGCCCGGCCCCUGGCGACCCCGAACGGCCCGUCCUUCAGACGGAGCUGCGCCAGGAGGGCCUUGGCUCGGGUGACAGGAAGCCCUCGGUCCUCGGAGAACGGGGCCUCAGGAACGCCACCGCCCCGGAGGGGCCGAAGGCAUCCCAGACGGAACCGAAGGAAGGGCGGGCGGCCUUCCCGGACGAGGCCGAACGGGACAGAGACCCAGGAAAACAAAGCCACGCGGAUGAGAUGUAGCGACCUGGAUCGAGGGGGAGAUCCUCGACCGACGAGGACCGUUUGCCCCAGAUGGCCUGAUUUUUCCAAGGCCGAUCCACGUCGCAAAGCAUCUCUAAGAAAGGACUGGAAUUCUGGGGUGUCUUGAUUUUCAUGGGAAGCUGGAAGGGGGACCCUCUGGAUCAUCCGAGUCCACCCCUUGUCAAGGAGGCCCAGCGAGGAAUCGAACUCCCAACCGGAGGUGCGUCCUUGACAGGGGCUGGACUUGAACUCACAACGGCCUGGUGUAGAGGCUGGGCAUCAAACCUACAGUUUGGCUGCCAUAUGCUUACCCCUCUGUCUCUGCUGUCCGAGGACAGAGCCUCCGAGCCUCCCUCGAAGGGGUGUAAGGAAGGCUUCGUCUUCCUCCCGCCUCGAUCUGAUGAGGGCUUUUUGAGAUUUCUCGCCUUCGAGAGAGCCACGCGCCUCGGCUUCUCCCGCAUUCGCUCCUGGCCAGGCCCAGCCCUCAAAGAUGAUGUCGACCCAGCGUUUGGGAAAAAUCUGGAUCAUUACCCUCCAGAACACCUGACCGUUGCUGUCCUCCCCCCCAAAAAAAGUUACUAUUUUCCAUGCUCUACCUCAAUGGCAAUGUUCUCGAUUCAAGCAUGUUUUAAAUAAAUAGUCAAUAAAUGCAGCCAA